Molecule: messenger RNA, 791 nt
Organism: Equus quagga
Lineage: Eukaryota; Metazoa; Chordata; Mammalia; Perissodactyla; Equidae
Gene: GTF2A2
Product: general transcription factor IIA subunit 2
Exons: 5
Coding region: 190-519 (109 amino acids)
Biological process (GO): transcription initiation at RNA polymerase II promoter; RNA polymerase II preinitiation complex assembly
Cellular component (GO): transcription factor TFIIA complex
Molecular function (GO): TBP-class protein binding; RNA polymerase II general transcription initiation factor activity
Source: RefSeq, a predicted model, not a curated record
GCGAGCGCUUCCGGGUCGUCCGCCCAGUUCUGCGGUUUUUGCGGCGGCUGAAGAAGUGAUAGGGGAAGUAGGUACCUCCCGCUGGGCUGCUGGCCGCGCCGCUUCUGUCGGCUUCGCGGCGGGAAGCGCCUUACCCACAGGACAUCAAUGCAAGCCUGAAUAAGAAAAACAAUUGCUUCCUCCUAAGCCAUGGCAUAUCAGUUAUACAGAAAUACCACUUUGGGAAACAGUCUUCAGGAGAGCCUCGAUGAGCUCAUACAGUCUCAACAGAUCACCCCGCAGCUUGCCCUUCAAGUCCUCCUUCAAUUUGAUAAGGCUAUAAAUUCAGCGUUGGCUCAGAGGGUCAGGAACAGAGUCAAUUUCAGGGGCUCUCUUAAUACAUACAGAUUCUGCGAUAAUGUGUGGACUUUUGUAUUGAAUGAUGUUGAAUUCAGAGAGGUGACAGAACUUAUUAAAGUGGAUAAAGUGAAAAUUGUAGCCUGUGAUGGUAAAAAUACUGGCUCCAAUACUACAGAAUGACUAGGAAAAAAAAUGGCUUUUUUAUGCCAUCUUCUGUUACUAUUCAUCGCUUUUUGAAGAGAAGCAUAGAAGAGACUUUUUUUAUUUAUUCUAGCAUUGCAGACAUGACUACACUGUGCUGUACUACCAGAAUUGAGUAGAAAAAGCUUAUACCUCUGUAGCCUCUUACAUUACCUUUACUAUACAGCAUGAAGAAACAACUUUUUUAAUGACAAAUCAAACAUUGUUGCCUUCCUAAGAACAUUCUUUAAUAAACUCAUUUUAAAACUCAA